GACCCAAGGGCUAUCUCCCUUCUACAGACAUUUGAUAGAAUCAGGAACUUCACAUACAACUCGGAAAGAAGUUCACCUCAGAACCUAUUAGGGCAAACUAUGAAAAUGUGUUAGGGUCCUUCUCCUGUCAAGAGAUCUGUCACUGCACAGGGACUUCACAGAGUCCAAGGAGCUCACUUUUUUUUUUUUUUUUUUUUUUUGUGUGUGUGUGAUUUUUUCACAUCAGUUAUUCUGGAUGUUGGAAAACUGAAUUAAGAAAAAUUCACUCAGAAGUUGGCUGAAUGUUGCAAGCUUGCAAAAUGGAAGGAUUUCCCCUCAUUCCCCCCCCCUCUGAAGAUAUGGUACCCUAUGACUCAGACCUCUACCGACAGCCCCAUGACUAUUACCAGUAUCUCAACAGUGAUGGAGAGAGUCAUGGUGAUCAUUACUGGGAAUAUCAUCCACAUCACAUCCACAACGAGUUCGAAAGCUUUGGAGACAAUCACUUCACGGAGCUGCAGAGCGUACAGCCUCCCCAGCUGCAGCAGCUCUACAGGCACAUGGAGAUUGAACAAAUGCACGUCCUGGAUUCGUCAAUCCCAACCCCACACAUCGGCCUCAACCACCAGGUGCCCUAUUUGCCCCGGAUGUGCCUACAGUACUCCUCUCCACCACAGCCCAGUUCUGAUGAGGAAGACACAGAGCGGCAGAGCCCACCACUGGAGGUAUCAGAUGGGGAGACUGAUGGUGUGGACCCUGGCCCUGGAAUUAUGCAUGGAGAAACAGGUAGCAAGAAAAAGAUACGUCUGUAUCAGUUCCUUCUGGACCUUCUUCGCAGCGGAGACAUGAAGGACAGCAUUUGGUGGGUGGACAAGGAAAAAGGUACUUUCCAGUUCUCCUCCAAACACAAAGAAGCAUUGGCGCAUCGCUGGGGCAUCCAGAAAGGCAAUCGCAAGAAGAUGACCUACCAGAAGAUGGCACGAGCUUUAAGAAACUACGGCAAGACAGGAGAGGUCAAGAAAGUGAAGAAGAAGCUGACCUACCAGUUUAGUGGAGAGGUGAUGGGAAGGGGGGUCACUGAUAGGAAGCAUUAUCCUCACUGAGGUCAUGGGACCCUAAGCAAGAAAAAUAGUAAGACCUCCUGGCUGGAAACCAGCAGAGGAGAUGGACGCCUCUUUCUUUGUGCUUCCUGUGCCCCGUUCUAUGCCUUAAAAGGUCUUUACUGUCAGAUGUUUCUGGUACGAAUUCCCUUCUUCAGCAUCUGAGAAUCCUAAAUGUGACAGAAUUCUUUGCUUCCAUUCUACAACUUGGACAGAUUUGGGAAAUUUAAACUAUGUACAAAUAUAUUAUUAUCCUGAAAGGUUUUUUUUGAUUGUAUUUUAACUGAAGAAUAUGGCUGAUGAAGUACCUUCAAAGGUAGUGCUGUGUCAUUCACAGUGACACCGCAUUAGCUUACAGCUUUCCAAGUAGCAUUAAUACAGGCUCUGCCACAGCUCUCAAUGCUAGAGAGAAGUCUGCAGAUCUUGGGAUGAUACUCAUUCUUUUACAUAGCAAUAACAUGUACAUAUUUAAUAAAAUUCAAUAUAAUUAAGUUCUGGUGUUUGCAUAAUAAUUAUUUCACAAACAAAUCCCAUGUGCGUUCAGUUAUGCAUAUGCAGCUCACUUGUGGUACCUGAACAAAAAGCACAUUGGGUUAUAGGGCCUUAUCUAUUUGUUCCUGCUUUUUCAUUUACUUAGAAACAUCAUCAGUGCUGUCAAACUAAGUAACGACGAUA
Merops nubicus (carmine bee-eater) is the source of this 1754-nucleotide messenger RNA. It is a transcript of the gene SPI1, whose product is annotated as Spi-1 proto-oncogene. Bases 282 to 1082 code for a protein of 266 amino acids. The transcript is spliced from 5 exons. Gene Ontology annotation, cellular component: nucleus. The record is from RefSeq and is a predicted model, not a curated record. Gene Ontology annotation, molecular function: sequence-specific DNA binding; DNA-binding transcription factor activity, RNA polymerase II-specific. Lineage: Eukaryota; Metazoa; Chordata; Aves; Coraciiformes; Meropidae. Gene Ontology annotation, biological process: cell differentiation; regulation of transcription by RNA polymerase II.